AUGACGUUCUACUUCACCCCGAUGCAACUAACGCUGUUGGAUCAAAUGAUGCCGAAAUGCUACAUCGCAUUCUUCUACUCUUUCCACUUGGAAGACCCACAAAGAGCGGUGUCUAUUCUUGAAAAUGCUCUUCGAUCCUUGAUGAUGAAAAACCCGUUCUUGGCAGGGAAUGUGAUCAACCACAAGCCAGACAAAGCGAAUCCCGCUAUUUGUCAGGUGCACCCCCCAACACCUGAAUCGUUACACGAAUUUCCCUUCUUGAGGGUGAGAUACCAUGAGGAUGAAUCCAUGUACCUUCAUCAGGGUUGUUCUGGCUGCCCAAUCUUGAAUGAUGAUUUCUUUGCCGAAACCUAUUUGCCGGUUCCCUUGUCCGCGGCGACUGCCCUGCUGUGUCCGAUUAUUCGCUGGCAAGCCAAUAUUAUGCAGGAUGGCUUGGUUAUCACUGUUUGUUUUCAUCACUCAGUGCUAGAUGCCGCUGGGUUCUACGUCAUUCAGGCUGCGCUAGCGAAGUGUUGUCGGAUGCAAAACGGCACCGUCCCAGGGCUUUCUUUUACGUCCGACCUGCUAAUAGGAAGGCGGAGGAUUCUUGAGACUGCUAUGGCGGGAGGCGUCAGUAGGGAACCUCCACUUGGCCACUGCCACGAAACUCUCAGGGAUGCCGACUUUGAGUCUGCCAAAGGCCUGAUCAGCCGCCGUCUUACCUUGGCAUCUACUAGAAUUGAGUAUUUGAAGAAGGCCUGCAAUGCAUUGGUGCGAAGCCACAUAAAGGACGAUCUGUUAUUGUCAACAAAUGACGUUAUUUCAGCUUUGUUAUGGCUCUCCAUCAUCAGGGCACGAUAUGAAUCAAAUUUCGAAGGCCCUGAGAGGAGGGGCCAUCCGGCACAGAGCUCCUUGCUUCUCAUCGCAGACAUCCGUCGAACCCUGACACCACCACUUCCGAUAUCGUAUAUCGGCAAUGGGGUAAUCCAGAGUGAAACGUCAUCACUCAUCCGGCCUGUUCUGGGUUCUAUGUUGAAUACUUCCAGGCGACCGCAUUCCCACUUUCCCAUACUGACGAAUGACGGACUCUCUACCCUCACCGACCUCGCGGUUAAGGUUCAUACUGCCCUCACGAAUGUGACCAAUUCUUAUGUCGGGGGGCUUAUCAAGGAAAAGCACGAAAGCGUGGACAAGGGUCCGAGGUUGAAGCAAGGGGAUGUUACAUCAACAAGCUUGCGUCGUAUGGGAAUCUAUGGGCUUGACUUUGGCACAGUACUGGGGAGGGUCGUGGAAUUCGAUAGCCCUGACAACAGGAUCGACGGGACCGUCUGUAUCUUGCCCGCUCGGCCCAACUUCAGAAUGACCUCGUCCAAAAUGACCUUGUGGGAGGUGCGAGUGACACUGCAGCGUGAGGUCAUGCUCCGACUCCUCCACGACCCUCUAAUGCAUUGGUCAAUGGAACAGGAGUUGGCCAGGCUAUGA
Messenger RNA from Aspergillus ibericus CBS 121593, 1461 nucleotides. Its product is annotated as putative acetyltransferase. The transcript has a single exon. Gene Ontology annotation, biological process: secondary metabolite biosynthetic process. The coding region runs from base 1 to 1461 and encodes 486 amino acids. Lineage: Eukaryota; Fungi; Ascomycota; Eurotiomycetes; Eurotiales; Aspergillaceae. The record is from RefSeq and is a predicted model, not a curated record. Gene Ontology annotation, molecular function: acyltransferase activity, transferring groups other than amino-acyl groups.